Molecule: messenger RNA, 672 nt
Organism: Lasiosphaeria miniovina
Lineage: Eukaryota; Fungi; Ascomycota; Sordariomycetes; Sordariales; Lasiosphaeriaceae
Exons: 1
Coding region: 271-624 (117 amino acids)
Source: RefSeq, a predicted model, not a curated record
GGUUGGUUGCUGCUGCAGACCACUGUUUCUGUUUCUUAUUUUAAUUCUGUCUGGGGUGGCGUUCACGAACCGAAUCGUCGUGGGCUCUGUACAACUAGGGAAGGGGACGGGAAGGAAGGGGAAAGGCAGGCAGGAACGAGGUGCAGCGGGGGUUUAUUUAAUUCUUUCUCGUUGCGGGCAGUUGCGGACGAGGCCGGCGGGCGGGUGUUUUUUUUUCGUCAAUCAGCUUUCCGAUCACGCCACGUUCGGCUCCGAGACGACGGAUCUCGGAUGUUUGGAUAUUUCUCUUUUGCUUUUUUACUGGCAUGGGCUGGGCACGGGAAGAAAGAUUUUGGGUCGAUGACGUUUCCUGAUUUUGUGUCUUGUUGUCUCUUUUCCUCUUUUGCGCGGCCCGUGCUUGUUUGGCGGGUAUAUUUUAGAGUGGACCGACGUUACGGGACAGUGCAGGAUUUCGCGUCUCAUGUCACCAUGUUUUCGGCUCACUGCUUAGCCGCUCUACUUGCCUACCUACUACCUACCGUAUUGAUGCUGGGGUUUUUCCUGCCUGCGCGAAGCACCGCGCGCGACAUGUCAUGUUUCGAGCCUCCAUCCCACACAGUGUCCCCGUCUGGCGGCGAUCAGUAGUGCGCGCACGUCAACGAUACAACUAGAAGACAAAGUGCUGGUGAAAUA